Molecule: messenger RNA, 789 nt
Organism: Paramacrobiotus metropolitanus
Lineage: Eukaryota; Metazoa; Tardigrada; Eutardigrada; Parachela; Macrobiotidae
Product: type-1 angiotensin II receptor B-like
Exons: 2
Coding region: 1-789 (262 amino acids)
Biological process (GO): phospholipase C-activating G protein-coupled receptor signaling pathway; positive regulation of Rho protein signal transduction
Cellular component (GO): membrane
Molecular function (GO): G protein-coupled receptor activity
Source: RefSeq, a predicted model, not a curated record
AUGAACAACUCUACAUUGACGGAACUGGAAUUCAACAGAACCGAGGCUGCGCACGAUCCCGUCAACGGACGCGCCAUGCUCACUGUCUAUAUCAUCAUUCUCACCUUAACCGUGGUAACCAACGCCACAGCCCUCAUUAUCCUGUACCGCACGAAAAGCAGCGGCUAUUCUGCUGCUUUCGGGAUCUAUCUCAUCCAUCUCUUCACCAUGAACAUCCUGUCAAAUCUUCUGGACAUUCCGCUGGAUAUUGCGGAGAAAGUGUAUAGCGUCCGCUUCACGGCGGCCCACUGCGCCCUGUACACCUACGUCAAUUGGGCGCUGAUGGCCGUUUUGGUGUACUCGCAUCUGGCCAUCACUCUCAACCGCCUGUGGGCGGUGCUGCAUCCGCACAGCUACCGACAGCGCCACACCCUGCAGCUGGCCGUUGGAAUUUGCUGCCUGAUCUGGAUCGUCGUGCAUCUGUGCGCCGUACCGUUAUUCGCGUAUCGACUAACCCACCAAUCAGAGAACGACGUGUGUCUGCUGGAUAUGACGGAUUAUUCGUCGGAUCUCAGCGUCCCCGUGCAAAUCUGGGAGACGAAGGUGGUGGCAGAUCCGCGGACGUUCCGCAUGCUGCUGGCGCUGACGGUGAGCUUGUUGUGCGCAUGGAUGCCGCAGUUGAUCUGGUCGAUAUUGGAGGACUGGAUCAUCCUGGAUUUCGUCACGAUGGCCACCGUGGAUUUGGUGCUGGAUUGUACGUGGACGGCACAGGCUUUGCUGGAUCCCAUUAUGUUCAUUGCCGUGUUUUAA